UACAACCUGUCCUUGAGUUCAUUCAUUGCAGACAAGAUAGGCAACAUUGUUCCAACUUUUAACACAAACCAGUGUUUCACACCGCACAGUAAAGGUAUGGAAAGAAUUGCAGAGGAGAAAUGUCUAGGUUGAUGGAACCUCAGCCCAAGUUCCUGCCACCAGAAUGGAGGCUUGCAAACCAAAUACAUUAUGGGAGUGCAGAGGCUGAGCGUUCACGCUCUGAGCGACUCACGGCUGAGAGUAAGAGGCUGAUAGAGGAGAGUGGCAUGGCAGCCAAACGCAUGCAACAGGAUGCCAACAAGAGACUGGAGCAGAGAAUCCAUGACAUCAAGUUCUGGAGGUCAGAGCUGGACCAGAAGCUGGAGGAGAUUGUCCAGGAGAUUAAGGUGCUGGUAACCUGUACGAGCCGGGUGGAGAGAGCCCUGGAGAGCUGUGCCCAGCCCCUCAGUGUCGCCCUGCAGUGCCUGACUGAGAGGCAGAAGCGUGUUUCCAUUGACCUGGUACAUGACGAGGUGGAGUGGGAACUGAUGAAGGAGAGCGAGGUGAUCGAGGGAGUGGCAUCACUGCUGAAUCGCACCCUGGAGCAGACCAAUGAACAGAUCAGACUGAACCGCUCUGCAAAGUACUACCUAGAGAAGGACCUGCGGGACAAGCUCCAAGCAGAGCAGAUUGAUGGUUUCUGCUCCAUCCUCACAAACACCUCCCCGAAUAUUGACAACGUGGCUAGUCAGACAGCACUCGCAGUACCAGGUGCCACUGUGACACCAGAGGAGUGGGACACCUUCUCCAACAUCAACAUCCUCAAAGCAGAGAGCGAGAAGAAGAACUCCCUGUCGCUGAGGGCUCUGGUGGAGAGCCUCCUGGAGCAGAUGGCUGCUGACAUGCGCAGGCAGCACAACGCUACGGGCAAUGCCCUCCGGCUGCAGGUCCAGGAGACCAAGACGGCCAAAGGACAACUAGAGGACCACCUGGCAAAGGUUCUGUCAGAGGUGUCCAGCCAGGAGUGGAACCUGGAGACCCUGCACGUGGCCAUCGAAGACAAAGCAGGUCCCCUGAAGGUGGCCCAGACGCGGCUGUCCACCCGCAGCCAGAGACCCAGCAUCGAGCUCUGUCAUGACCCGGUCCAGGUCCGCCUGCUCUCCGAGGUCCAGGAGCUCACUGCACACAUCAAGAGACUGCGAGAGGCCCAGGCCCAGUCGGAGAUGGAGCUGCUGGCCCUGACCCGCUCCCAGCUGAUCCUGGAAGAGGAGAUCCAGGUCAAGUCCCACACCCUCUACAUCGACGAAGUCAUCUGCACCCAGCUCCGACAGUCCAUCUCCAUCCACAGCUUCUGAAUACCACUCCCACCAUGACAAGCCCGGUCCCUGAUCUGUUUGUGCUGUCUUGCGUGAACAGAUCUGGGACAAGCCUAGACCAUGGCCACACUGGAAGGACUUUAUAGUGGGGCUCUUUAGCUGAUGCUGACAUACCCAGGCUAGCAUUUAUAAAAAAUACUUGGCAAUUUUACUGAUGAAUAAAAUAUGAGGUAUACAUUA
This is a messenger RNA of Coregonus clupeaformis (lake whitefish), 1535 nucleotides long. Its product is annotated as tektin-1. Gene Ontology annotation, cellular component: nucleus; microtubule cytoskeleton. The record is from RefSeq and is a predicted model, not a curated record. The transcript has 8 exons. Bases 120 to 1334 code for a protein of 404 amino acids. Gene Ontology annotation, biological process: cilium movement involved in cell motility; cilium assembly. Lineage: Eukaryota; Metazoa; Chordata; Actinopteri; Salmoniformes; Salmonidae.